Carica papaya (papaya) is the source of this 1259-nucleotide messenger RNA. RefSeq lists its product as uncharacterized. Lineage: Eukaryota; Viridiplantae; Streptophyta; Magnoliopsida; Brassicales; Caricaceae. The record is from RefSeq and is a predicted model, not a curated record.
AUAAAUAAAUAUAAAGAGGCAGAAAAGAUCGGUGCAAGGCUUUUAGGCUUUGGUAGCUGGUGAUGGAUAUGUUGUUGCCAAAGAAAAAAGGAAAAAGAAUAAUCAUCUGAGCUUAGCGGAACUCCAAGAAAACUCAAAGCUGCCUCCCAAAGGACCCUUUCGAUUAAUUUGCCCUUUUAUUCUCCGCAUCUCCCUCGGAUCGAAACCCCCAGAUUCAUAUUUUCUUUUUCCUUCCCUUUCUAGUCUCUCUCAAUCUCUCCUUUUUCUUCACAAUUUGCCGUUUUGUGCCUCUCAUUUUCCUCCUCAUUUUUCAAGGUUUUUCUCUGCCUUCUAUCACCUCUAAUUUCCCAGGAAUCGUUCCCAUUUGGGUGUUCUGGUCGUUAGGGUUUUGGUUUUCGCUUCGUUGGUUGCUUGAUUUUUUUGCUUAUUAUCCGUAUUACUCCUAGAUCUCUGUUCCUGAUCUUCCCUUCUCCUUCUUUUCUCCAUUUAGUAUUCCUUGUGGGUCCUGCACUUUUAAUUCAAUGUCACAAGGUUAUGCCAUCGAGCUCUAUUUCGAUCCUGCCCUUGAAACCAGUCUUGAAAGCCUGAACGUGCUUGCUCGUCGCCAAAUCAGUACCCAAUUGAUCGAUAUCGAGUCACGGCCACAUAUAACCCUGUUUUCCAGCUCCUUUAUCGAGCCUGCAAAGCUUGAGUCGGUCAUCAAACCUUUGCUUCUAAGCAGAAGCACUGCCGUUGUCUUUCUCGAUGAUUGGAGUUUCCCAAGUGACACAACGUCCUGUUUCUGCGCUACGCCAUCUAUUUCGCUGCUUCAGUUCCAGUCUCAGUUGUGUGAUACAAUGAAGAAGGAGGGGAUUGAAAUUGGGGAAGAAUAUCGUGCGGACUCUUGGGUGCCUAUUUGCUCCGUUGCUCAGGACGUGCCCAAGACCCGAAUGGCCGAGGCGUUUUGCGUUUUGAGGGACUUGAAGUUGCCAGUUAAUGGGUAUGCAAUGGAUAUUGGUCUUGUCGAGUUUUCGCCGGUUCGUGAGCUUUUCUCCUUUGUACUUGGUAACACGGUUGAAGCAUGAGCUUCUUAACAGCCAUUGUGAUAUGUAAGCUGGAUGUUCAGUUUCAUGUUUGACUGUGUUACGUGUGUGAUGCAAAAUGUGAGAUCAUAAAUUGAUAGAUUUAAGUGCAUAACAGAAGAUUGCAGAUUAUGGUUUUGAAGAUUAGUUUCAAUUUUCUUGUUUUACUCUACGAUGCUAUUAUUUCUGAUUGUGAUU